CAGUCUGAUUUCAUCCGCUUUCGCGAGCGGUUGUGCCAUGUGUCCCAUUUCUACGGCUCUGUUCGUGAUCGCGGCCCUUCUGGCCUUGAUCUAUGUCUUCCUGACCUGGAACUUUAACUACUGGAAGAAGCGCGGCAUCCCCUCCGCCAAGUCAUGGCCCUUUGUGGGCAGCUUUCCCAGCGUUUUCACCCAGAAGCGGAACAUGGUCUACGACAUAGACGAGAUCUACGAGCAGUACAAAAACACCGAUAGCAUCGUGGGGGUGUUUCAGACGAGGAUACCACAACUCUUGGUUACAAGUCCGGAGUAUGUGCACAAGAUUCUAGUUACUGACUUUCGAAGCUUUCAUGACAAUGAGAUGGCUAAGUAUACAAACAAAAAGGUGGACAAGAUACUGGCCAACAAUCCUUUCGUUUUGACGGGUGAGUCCUGGAAGGAAAGACGUACUGAGGUCACACCCGGACUUUCGGCCAAUCGAGUCAAAGCUGCCUACGCAGUCACCCAGCGCGUUUGCAAAAAGUUUGUGGAAUACCUGAAGAAGCAACAAAAGAUGGCCUCCUCGGAUGGUCUGAAUACCAAGGAAAUGUGUUUGCACUACACCACCGAAGUGGUUUCCGACUGUGUGCUGGGUGUUUCCGCCCAGAGUUUCACAGAUAAUCCCCUUCCUCUGGUGGGAAUGAUCAAGAGGGUCUUUGAGCAGUCCUUUGGCUUCAUUUUCUACACUGUGGUGGCCAAUCUAUGGCCGCCAAUCCGGAACUUCUACAGCGUUGGCCUAUUCGCCAAGGAUGUGGAGGAGUUCUUCUACGACAUCAUGAGGAAGUGCAUCCAAGUGAGGCGGGAGAAUCCGGGACAGCAGCGCGACGACUUCCUCAACUACAUGCUGCAGUUGCAGGAGAAGAAGGGUCUGGACGCUGUGGAGUUGACUUCGCAUACCAUGACUUUCCUUACGGACGGAUUUGAGACCACUGCUCAGGUUCUCACCCAUGCACUUCUCCUGCUGGGACGUAAUCCUGAGGAGCAGAGGAAGUUGAGGGAGGAAGUCGGCACUGCCGAGCUGACCUUUGAACAGCUGAGCGAACUGCCCUACAUCGAGGCCUGCAUUCAUGAAACCCUACGACUUUUCUCUCCUCUGCUGGCUGCCCGCAAGGUGGUCACUGAGCCCUAUGAGUUUUUAAACAAAAAUGGAGUUAGCGUCAAGGUUUAUCCCGGCGAUGUGGUCAUCAUUCCGGCCAAUGCCCUGCACUACGAUUCCCAGUACUACGAAGAUCCCCAGUCCUUCAAGCCCCAGCGGUUCCUGGAUGUCAAUGGUGGUUCUAAGAAGUACAGGGAUCAGGGUGUAUACCUCGGUUUUGGUGAUGGACCUCGUAUUUGUCCAGGCAUGCGUUUUGCCCAAACCCAAAUAAAGGCCGCUCUGGUGGAAAUUUUGCGGAACUUUGACAUCAAGGUUAAUCCCAAAACCCGCAAGGAUAAUCAGUUUGAUGACACCUACUUUAUGGCUGCUUUGAAAGGAGGCGUUUGGCUGGAAUUUGUGGAGCGCAAAUAAAUACAUAUGUAUCUCCUUUUAUCUUUAUACAAACCCUAAACAUUUUUAUGAAAUAUUUAUUUUACAAUUCCAAUAA
Molecule: messenger RNA, 1619 nt
Organism: Drosophila biarmipes
Lineage: Eukaryota; Metazoa; Arthropoda; Insecta; Diptera; Drosophilidae
Gene: Cyp28d1
Product: probable cytochrome P450 28d1
Exons: 6
Coding region: 38-1543 (501 amino acids)
Molecular function (GO): monooxygenase activity; iron ion binding; oxidoreductase activity, acting on paired donors, with incorporation or reduction of molecular oxygen
Source: RefSeq, a predicted model, not a curated record